Tympanuchus pallidicinctus (lesser prairie-chicken) is the source of this 2448-nucleotide messenger RNA. RefSeq names its product T-box transcription factor 1 (gene TBX1). Gene Ontology annotation, biological process: positive regulation of DNA-templated transcription; cell fate specification; regulation of transcription by RNA polymerase II. Gene Ontology annotation, cellular component: nucleus. Gene Ontology annotation, molecular function: DNA-binding transcription factor activity, RNA polymerase II-specific; RNA polymerase II cis-regulatory region sequence-specific DNA binding. The record is from RefSeq and is a predicted model, not a curated record. The transcript is spliced from 8 exons. NCBI's taxonomy places the organism in Eukaryota, Metazoa, Chordata, Aves, Galliformes, Phasianidae. The coding region runs from base 58 to 1677 and encodes 539 amino acids.
GGGGGGCUCGUGGUGGGAGGCUGCCGCUGCGGCUGCUGCCGCAUUGGUGUCUCCCCUAUGGACGAAAACAGCCCUCUGUCUCCCAAGGCAAAUGCUUUCAGUAUCGCCUCUCUGAUUUCAGUCGCCGCCGCCGCCGAGCACGCAGGGAAGGGAGCGCUGGAGGAGCGCAGCGGCGGCCGCAGCGCGCCCGCCCGCCCCGCCGCCCGCCCGCAGAAGAUGCACUUCAGCACCGUCACCAGGGACAUGGAAGCUUUCACGGCCAACAGCCUGAGCAGCCUGAACGCCUCCGGGGGGUACCACCUCUCCCCCUCCCCGGGGGACCCGUACGGACAGCAUGAACCGCCGCACUACGAGCCCUGCACGGCUCAGCAGCACCCGCACCCGCCGCCCCAGCCGCAGCACGGUUACCCCUUCGGCGGGGCGGCGGCGGCCGGGGCCAACCCGCCGCCUCCGGGCCCCGAACCGCCCGACGGCGCCGGGGGAGCCGCCGCGGGGCCCGCCGCCGUCUCGGGCUGCUCCGCGGGGACGGCCGCCGCGGCCAAGGCGCCGGUGAAGAAGAAUCCGAAAGUGGCCAACGUGAGCGUGCAGCUGGAGAUGAAGGCGCUGUGGGACGAGUUCAACCAGCUGGGCACCGAGAUGAUCGUCACCAAGGCCGGCAGGCGCAUGUUCCCCACCUUCCAGGUGAAGAUAUUCGGCAUGGACCCCAUGGCUGACUACAUGCUCCUCAUGGAUUUCGUCCCUGUAGACGACAAGCGCUACCGGUAUGCCUUCCACAGCUCCUCCUGGCUCGUGGCCGGCAAGGCCGACCCCGCCACGCCCGGCAGGGUGCACUACCACCCGGACUCUCCAGCCAAAGGGGCGCAGUGGAUGAAGCAGAUCGUGUCCUUCGAUAAGCUCAAGCUGACCAACAACCUGCUGGACGAUAACGGCCAUAUCAUUUUGAACUCCAUGCACAGAUACCAGCCGCGCUUUCACGUGGUCUACGUGGACCCCCGGAAAGACAGCGAGAAAUACGCGGAGGAGAACUUCAAAACCUUCGUCUUCGAGGAGACGCGCUUCACGGCCGUGACCGCCUACCAGAACCACCGGAUCACGCAGUUGAAGAUCGCCAGCAACCCUUUCGCCAAGGGAUUCAGAGAUUGUGACCCCGAAGACUGGCCCAGGAACCACCGGCCCGGGGCCCUCCCUCUCAUGAGCGCUUUCGCCAGAUCCCGAAACCCGGUGUCGUCCCCCGCGCACCAGAACGGCACGGAGAAAGAUGCCGCCGACGGCCGCCGGGACUACGAGCGGGACGCGGCGGGCGGCGCGGCGCUGCAGGCCGAGGCGGCACAUCAACAGCUCAUGUCGCGCGUGCUCAGCCCCGCGCUGCCGGGCGGCGCCGGCGGCCUCGUGCCCCUGAGCGGCGGCGGCCGGCCCAGCCCGCCGCACCACGAACUGCGCCUGGAGCCCGCCGCCUCGGAGCCGCUGCACCACCACCCCUACAAGUACCCGCCGGCCGCCGCCUACGACCACUACCUGGGGGCGAAGAGCCGGCCCGCGCCCUACCCGCUCCCCGGCAUCCGCGGGCACGGCUACCACCACCACCACCAUCACCACCACCACCACCACGUCAACGCGGCCGCCAACGUGUACUCCCCGCCCGCCCCGCCCGCCAACUACGACUACGGGCCGCGGUAACGCGCCCUCGACGCGAGGGACCGGCGCGUGCCGUAACCGUUAGCCGUCCUCUCUUUCCCCUCCCCCAAUCCCUUCCCGCCUUUCCCUCUCUCCCGCCUCGCGAGCGAGCCGAUUGGUCAGCUCGAUCCGAUCGACGUCCGGACCGGCCAAUCCCGAGCCGCCGGGCUGCGAAGGAGCGGCGGGCCGCUGUCUGCCCCGCAGCCACGCUUUGAUAAAUGGAGCCACGUGCUGCUAUCGCCCCUCUCCCGGCGGGAGUCCGGCGUGUGAAACGUGGGGCUCCGGGAAGAGGGCGGGAGGACGGGGAGCGGUGAGUGAGGGAGCGGGCACCGAGCCCCGGGCGGCGGCUGGGGGCCGGGAGCGGCGCCGUCCGCUCCGGGGUUCCAGCGGUAGAGGAGGAAGGGGGGGGUGGGCGCUGCGGGUCGCGGCCUCGUGCUGCUGUGCUGCGGGGAGGGGAAGGGUGGGCGGCGGCGGGGCUGAUGGCGGCGGCGGGGCCGGAGGCCGCGUGGUGUCGGCGCUGCCGGGCCGUUCGGGCGCAGCCGCGUUCUGCGGAGCUGCGACGAGAAGCCCGGCCGGGAGCACCGCCACGUGCGGCUCCUCGACGGCAUGGAAACCGAGAUUGAGAUUUAAAACGGUGAGGGGACGAGGGAGCGAAUGGCCGCGGGGCUCAGGCUCUCGCAGCCAUAACGUGUGAGCCGCCCCUGCGUCCUUCCCUGCGCUUCUGGGGCCGUGUUCCACCUCCCCCCUCCCCCCCCCCAGCGCCUCUUAGAGGCG